Cuscuta campestris is the source of this 1746-nucleotide messenger RNA. NCBI's taxonomy places the organism in Eukaryota, Viridiplantae, Streptophyta, Magnoliopsida, Solanales, Convolvulaceae. The record is from the annotation of a GenBank genome assembly.
GGUGUUUGACAACCUUCAAUCCCACUGCUAAUAGUCUGCUAUUAUUCCUGCAAACCUAGAACUUUCGCCCCAAGGUCCCCACCGUCUAAUUUCUCGGCUUUUCUAAAAUCAAGUUGACUUCGGAGCUCAAGGCAAGAAACUAUGCUUUUGAAUUUUGAGGUGUAUUUAUUUUACUGGGUCUAGAGUUCAGCAGUAUCUGCUCAAUUGUUGAAUACCGGAGCACUCCGUAUAUCGUUUUGUAUUGGAACUAGGUUAAGUUUUUCUGGUGUAUCAACAUGGGUUCUCCUCAGUCCAUCAUAUCACCAUACAAAGAGUCCAGUUUUAUUCCUGAACCUGAGAAGAAGAUUGAAUUCUCAAGGAAGAGCAGGGGUCUCUCCAGUGGAAUUUCUGUUCAAAGACUGGAUGGAACAGCAAAUUUCAUUGGUGUCCUUGAUGUUUAUGUACAUCAAGCCAGGGAUAUCCAUAACAUCUGCAUUUAUCACAAGCAAGAUGUUUAUGCCAAGCUUUGCCUGACAAGCGAUCCUGAAAAUGCACUUGCCACAAAGAUCAUAAACGGUGGUGGGCAGAGUCCUGUUUUCAAUGACGUUCUUCGACUCAAUGUCCAUACCCUUGAAUGUUCUCUCAAGUGUGAAAUAUGGAUGAUGAGCAGAGUGAGGAAUUAUAUGGAAGAUCAAUUGCUGGGCUUUGCAUUAGUUCCUCUAUCUGAAGUCUUCAUUGAUAAUGGGAAGUUAGACCAAGAGUUUCCUCUCUCAUCAACUGAUCUCUUCCAUUCACCAGCAGGAUUUGUAAAGCUUUCCUUCUCUUACAGUGGCGAGUGGCCAGAAGUCAUUCCCAUUCCUGUUCCACCCACAUCUAGGAUGGCUGAUAAAGCUCUGCAGGAUACACAUCCCGAGUCCUUACCUAACAUGUUGGAAAAAAUUGAGUUUCCCGACCCUAAAGUAGUGAGUGAAAAUGAUUUGAUGGUUUCUGAGUAUUUUAGCAUUCAAAGCAAUAAUUUAGAAUCUCAUGGAUCAGAUAGCUUCUCUGCUGACGCCAAGAACCAGUGUAAUUCAGAGUUAGAUGAUAAUGCUGGUGAGACCUUUCCUACAUGGACUGUGGACUCCCACCAUCAUGAAAAACAUGAUUCUCCAUCAAGCAAUCUGUCAACUAACGAGUCCCCUCCAUUCGCUUCACUCCCAGCUGCAAGUUCUCAUUCUUGUGCUACACCUGGAGGUUCAAAGUUUCUAAAUGAAGAGUCUAUUCAGCCCACUGAGGAAUACACCACUGUAGAGAAGAAAUCAGAUGUCUACGAGGAUACUGGAUGCAAUGCAUCUGAAAACCUUCAUCCCGAUACAUUUCCCAAGCCAGUUGUCACAGUAAACAUUGAGUCAGAGGUACAGGUUGUUCAACAGGACAUUGUUGAUAUGUACAUGAAAAGCAUGCAGCAAUUUACUGAGUCCUUGGCGAAGAUGAAGCUUCCGUUGGACAGUGAUGGUGGACCAACAACCAGUUCUGGCAACUCAAGUUCAGAGAAAUUGGAAACACCCAAGAGUUCAGGCUCACGGGUGUUUUAUGGAAGCGGAGCUUUCUUCUGAGCUAUCUAACCGUUUUUGUUGUAAACAAGUGAUUUUAGCAAUGAGGUUAUUAGUUGCAUGGUCUUCUCUGUAGUGUGGUGUUACCUAUUUAUCUAUUGUAUGUUUGAAUCUUUGUAUGUUUUGGAUGAUUGAACAACAACAUUAACGUUUACUCUGCUAUGCUAGAUUUUAU